AUGGAAAAAAUCUAUGUAUGUGAUUCGGUGUGAAAUUUAACCGACAAAAACUAUCACGCACUCUCAUAACCAUUCACCGAGUCAUCUCCACCGUCCGUUUCCCUAGUUCUUGUCACCCUCAGUGACUCAGACACCGUAGAUCUCGAUGUCUCUGUCACUCUCUGCCUCAACAAUCAUUUCGUAAGUCUCUCCCCAAAUAUUCAAAUCCCUAAAUUCAUACAUAGCAAUUUGCAAAACGAAUCGCUCUUCUUUAGGUACUGUAUAACAACUUUAGGUAUAUACUCUAUUCAAUUCUUCAUUUAUUUUCCCUUUUAUCUUCUUUUUGCUAUCUCUUCAGAUACUUUUUUUAAUUUCCUUUUCGGAUUAUAGAGAACUUUUUUUUUCAUCUGUUGGUGAAAUUUAAUUAGGGUUUUUAUUUGAAUUUUUGGGUCUUUCUCCAAUUUUUAGUUUUUGAAUAACAAUUUUUUUUAUUUUUUUUUGAGUUCAAUUGUUUUUAGGUUUUUGCUAUUUGAGCUUAAUUACAGUAUUGUUGAGUUUUAGGUUGCCUUGAAACAGUAGUUUGCAUUUAUAGUUGCUUUAGGGCAAUACUCUUCAAUUUAUAGUUUUAGGGAACCAUUUUUAUGGCAUUUGAAUGCCAAAAAGUUACUGAGAAUUUGAAAAAUUGUUCAAUUGAACCCUCUAAGAAUCGAGAUAGUUUGGCAUUAGUCUCAGAGAAAGGAAAAUAUUUGUAUAAAUUAGAUGUUAAAGGUAGUAUUGUGAAUUCGAAAUACGAAGAGCUGGUUAGUGUUAAUGAGGUUUUUCCGGAUUGUGGGUCGAUCAAUGAUCUUCCACCGGCAUUGAUUUCGGAGAUACUUAAUUGUUUAGAACCGAAAGAGCUAGGUAUUAUUUCGUGUGCUAGUACGUUAUUGUAUCGUAUUGCGUCUGAACAUCAUGUGUGGAAGGAGUUCUAUUGUGAGAGGUGGGGCCAGCCAAUAUUGCAGGCUGAGGAUUCGGACGAGAAGUCAUGGAAGGAGCUUUUUGUGGAGAAAGAGUUUCGUAGUAAAACGUUCAUGGGACGUUAUACUAUUGAUACGUUGUAUGGUCAUACUGAGGAUGUUAGAGCAGUUUUUGUUUUAUCUUCGAAGAAACUUGUGUUUACUUCAGGGUAUGAUCAAGUAGUGAGAAUGUGGGACUUGGAAGAAGGGUUGUCGAUUACAUCAUCUCGACCUCUUGGCUGCACUAUCCGUGCAGUUGCAGCUGAUUCUAGGCUCUUAGUGGUUGGGGGUACUAGUGGAUUCAUACAUGGUUGGAAAGCGAAUGAAGGAAAUCCUCAUUUGUUUGAUCUUAGAGCACCACCGCAGAACAACCAGAAUAUGGAAUUCGAAGUUUGGGAACAUGAAGGGCCGAUAACAUGCCUUGCGUUGGAUUUCAAUAGGAUGUAUAGUGGUUCAUGGGACAUGAGUAUUCGUGUUUGGGAUCGAUCUUCUUUGGAGUGUUUGAAAGUUUUGAUACACAAUGACUGGGUUUGGAAUCUGGCCCCCCAUGAUACAACAGUGGCGAGCACAGCAGGCUCGGAUCUUUAUGUUUGGGAUACGAAUCAUGGGUCAAAACUUGCUGUCAUCAACAAUGCUCAUGCUGGUUAUACUUACUCUUUGGCGCGAAGCCACACCGGGAAGCUUCUAUUCACUGGUGGGGAAGAUGGAGCCAUUCACAUGUUUGAGAUCUUUGAAAAUACUAGGUAUCAUGUCAGGCGGGUUGCAACUUGGAAUCCUCACUCAAGUUCUGUUUAUUCUCUUGCAUUUGAGUUCCCUUGGCUUGUUUCAGCUUCAAGUGAUGGAAAACUUUCACUUAUUGAUGUGAGAAAGUUGUUGAGAACAAACCGGAAUUCCAUGCUGAAUAAUUCUUCUAAAGCUGACAAUCUAGUUAACAAUGUCGAACCACCACAAAGAAUGCUGCAUGGAUUUGGGACUAAUUUGUUUGCGGUGGAUGUUGGAUCUAACCGUAUUGUGUGUGCUGGUGAAGAAGGUAUUGUCAGGAUCUGGAACUUCUCUCAAGCUUUGGAGAUCGAGGGGCGAGUCCAAGCUCUAAGGGGUUUAAGGUUAGAGAAUAGAAUGAGAAGGCGUAAUGGUAAAGGUAGACGUGGUGAUCAGUGCUCAUUUGAAGAAAAGAAGAACCAAACGGAUGGUGAUAGAAACAGCUGGUACAACAGGCGUAAGAUGACUUGGAGGGUGAAGGCCUAGAAGUGACUGCAGUUUGUCAUUGAUCCUCAGAGUAAUUCUAUUUUGGCAAUACCUAAUCAUGUAUGAAAUGCCAUUUUUUGUUGUUGUUCAAAGCUUCCAUAGACCGUCAUUUCUCCUCUUUCUCAUUUAUAUUGACAUUGAAAUUGAAAGUACAGUCUGUAUCCUUUACAACUCUUUCGCUCAUUUCUCUUAUUUGAUCUCUUUAGUCUGGCACUA
This is a messenger RNA of Lycium barbarum (goji berry), 2435 nucleotides long. RefSeq names its product F-box/WD-40 repeat-containing protein At5g21040-like. The transcript has a single exon. Gene Ontology annotation, molecular function: protein binding. NCBI's taxonomy places the organism in Eukaryota, Viridiplantae, Streptophyta, Magnoliopsida, Solanales, Solanaceae. The record is from RefSeq and is a predicted model, not a curated record. Bases 621 to 2219 code for a protein of 532 amino acids. Gene Ontology annotation, cellular component: preribosome, large subunit precursor.